Molecule: messenger RNA, 4627 nt
Organism: Athalia rosae (coleseed sawfly)
Lineage: Eukaryota; Metazoa; Arthropoda; Insecta; Hymenoptera; Athaliidae
Gene: stai
Product: stress response protein NST1
Exons: 7
Coding region: 476-1549 (357 amino acids)
Biological process (GO): microtubule depolymerization; regulation of microtubule polymerization or depolymerization; neuron projection development
Cellular component (GO): neuron projection; cytoplasm
Molecular function (GO): tubulin binding
Source: RefSeq, a predicted model, not a curated record
CAGCCGUCGGAUCAGUCGCCCUCCGGCCACCGCCCCAGAUAUACCGAAAAUCGCCCUCGAUCCGCAGGUCCCGCGUUACAAAAAAUACUUCGCCAAAACCGUCGAGACACCCGGUCGGCCCCCCUCGUACGCGUCGCUCGCAAAAAAAAAAAAAAAAAAAAGAAAUCAAUCCACCGUGUCCGAAGAAACCGGAAACAGCGCGACGGAGUAAAGAAAACGGAAAAAACAGAAAAAAAAAGAAAGAAAUAAAGGGACGUACGUAAAAUUUGCAAAACGUCUCAUAUACCGCGCGUUACGCACAACGUAUAACGUACGAACGUGUGACUGGUUUUUUUUUUGCCGGCGUUGCAGAAAAAAGGGGAAAAUAUUUCAGCCCACCCCGUUCGCCCCCCUCCGACCCUGCCGCGAUCGUUUUCCCUGCUUUAUUUCACCGUUUACCACUAGAAGUCCGAGGCACAUAAGGCGGCGUUACACGAUGCUGAUCGGUUUGGUUCGCGAUUCCGUGCUCCAGUGCUUUUGCCACAGCUGCAAAGCCCCCCUGGGUCUGGUCGCUGGUCAACGGCGGGGAGCACCGAUGACCAAGAAACCGGCCGGCAAAGGAAAACCUCGAACGAAACAACCGAAAAAGGUCAAAUUUAUCACGACUGAAAUUCGAUGCCAAGAGAAAUCGAAGGGUGGUUUGUGCUACGAGGUAAUCUUGGCAGAGCCGACAGUCCCCAAGCGUACUUCUUCGCCCCCUCAGCCGAGUCCGACUCAGCAGGUCGCCAUAGAGGACAAGUUGAAAGCAGCCGAGGAGAGGAGGCUUUCUUUGGAGGCUCACAAAUUGGCCGCGUUGGCGACAAAGCUUGGCAAAAUUGAAGAAGCAUCUCGCAAGAAAGAUGAAUUGAGCGCAGCAUUCAUUGCUCAGACCCGAGAGGCCCUGGACGCCAAAAUGACCAAUACCGAAGAGAAACGAGAGGCACAUAUCGCUGACCUUAAGAGCAAGCUCAAAGAUCAUUUGGAGAGCGUUGAAAAGACUCGCCUGAGUCUGGAGCAGCAAACCGAGGAGGUUAGGUGUGCGGUUGAAGAGAAAUUGAAAACAGCCGCAGCCCAGCGUGACGAAAACAUUAAGAAGAUGCUGGACCGUCUAAAGGAGCAUGAGGACCAAGUAGUUCGCGUUCGCAAUGGAAUGACGGAGCGAGUUCAGCAGCUCGAAUUUCAGAUUCAAGGUAAAUUGGAUCAAGCACGUGAGCGGCGUGAGACAAUAGAGCGCGAGCAGAAGGAAAAGCUCCGCAACCAUAACACAGUGAAGAUAGCGGAAGUGCGUCAGGUAGCCGAGGUCUUUGCGCAGAAAGCACUCGAGGCUAAAGAGCGAGAGCUCGCAAUGAGGCUGACUGCUGCGGAGAUCAACCGACAGCAAGAGAUUCAACGUCGUGUUCAGGCUAUUCGCCAACGUGAGAGGCGUGCGGAGAUAGUGAGGCAGAACAAAGCAGCUCUUGCUGGACAGGAACCAAAGACAGGAGAGCAGCCAAGCCCGCCAGUGGAAAAGGAGACCGCCAGCUCCGGUUAAGUUGUUCGCCCCUUAAACAAAAAACAAAAGAAUAAGAAAAACAACUUCUCACGAUUUAAUAAAUUUUCAAUAUUUCAUAUAUAAAACGAGACAAAACCAACAAUACUAAUAAUAACAACAAUAACAAUAAUAACAACAAUAACACAAUAAUAAUAACAAUAACAAUACUAAUCCUCAUGAGAACAACAAUAAUAAUAAUAAUCAAAUACAAAUUAGAGCUUACCACGUGAAUAAGUAAAAUCUUGCUGGUGCGUUGAAAAAAUUUAAUCAAUUUGAACAAUUGAUUUGAUUUUUACCAAUUUUUUUUAUUUCUCCAAAAGAAAAGAAACGGUGCAAAAAGACUGGGUUUUCUUUUCGAGAUGGCGAAGGGUGCAUUACAAUAAAACGCUCAAGUUCCUUUGUUUUUGUUUUUCGAAUCAACUGGGUAUCACGACCAGAGUGAUCGAAAAAUUUUUAUAAAUCCAUUGGAGUUGACAAGAAUCGCACAUCGCUCAUUUCAAAAUUCUACACCUGUGUUCAGAUAACACAGAGAAAUAAAGAUCAUCGAAUUACGGUGGUUCUCACUGGGCUAAAACUGGUGCACUCUCUUUCCUUCUCUUUUCAUUGGGAAAACGAAAGAGAAACGAAACCACACUAUUCGUGCACAUUUCGACCAGUGACAAACGCCUUUUAACUAAUUGAUCUAGUGUUAUGACGCAUCUAAUCUGAGUGAUUUUUUCUACUUACAAUUAGUUGUACUAUACAUCUUUACUAUUUUCAUUGUUUUGAUCAUUAUUAUUAUUAUUGUUUUUUACUUUUAUCGUUAUUGUUGUUGUUGUCACUGUUAUUAUUUCCAUAUCGAUAUCCCAUUAACACUACCCGCUGUGUUUUCGGUUAUUUUUUUUCUCAUUCCCCCGACGAUACCGAAUUCUAAAAUUGCGAAAAGUGAAAUCUCUGCGCGUCUCGCGAAUAUUAAUCGUAUCGCGUUUAUAUUAUGCUAUUUUUUAUGCUCGUGACUGGAUAGAAUACGAAAAAGAUUAAAAAAAAAAAAAAAAAACACAGAGUUAUAAAUAUGAGCUUUACAUUGAUAUUUGCUUCCCUGUCUUUUUCAAAUAUCGUUUACUAUUAUUAUUAUACUAUUAGAAAAUAAGUUUUGUAUCUAAAUAUAUUUGAAAAACUAUUACCACCUAUUACAAUUAUUAUUAUUUCAUAUGAUUAUGAUUAUUAUUAUUAUAAUAUCACUAUUAUUAAGUUUCUUGAGUUUUUCAUUUUUAUACGCUUGAUUAAAUAUAUUUUGUCUUCUUUUUUUUUUCUUCUAAAACUUUCAUUCUCACCCAUUAUCGUCAGCUUUAAUAAUAAUAAUAACAAACUCAAAAAGCAGAAAAAAAAAAAUCAAAAUAAAAUAAAUAUAUGCGCACGCAACACAUAACAGUACGAUACGAUAUGAUAUAAAUAAACGAUCACAAAUUUACUACAAACACGUUUCAAUCAAUUCCCGAUUACAUUGUUGCGAUAAUAAUACUUUACGUCGGGUUGUUGUUGUUAUUAUUAUUAUCAGAAAUGCCAUCAUCAUUAUAUUCUCAACAUUAUUGUUUCGAAGUGAUGAUAUAGUUAAAGUUUAUGAAUGGAAUAUUCAAAGGAAAAAACAAAACAAAAGAAACGAUUCUAAAAAAUUUAUCGUCGUAACCGCUACAACUAGGCUUUUAAUAGUUGAAAACAAAAAAAAGUAAAGAAAUUGGGAAAAAAAGCAAAACUAAAGAAAUAGAAAGGAGAUUUUAAUUUUAACGAAUAACGCGAUAAACAUAACGUGUCUCUCAUAGAUAUAUGUAUAAAUUUCCUAACGAAGAAUUAAUACGAGAUUAGGAAGAAAUAUUGAUUUUUAACAAGAGAAAUAAGGAGUGGCGAGGGGGGGGGGAGGGGGUGAAGAGACGGCUUAAGUGAAAUAAAAAGCACACGCACCUCUGACGAGGAAUAACAAAAAUAACAAAAUGAGGCAGGGGCGGCGGAAGGGGGGGGGGGGGGAUGCAAAUGAUGCAAACUAGGGGAGAAGAAAAGAAAAAUUUCAAAGAAUAGCAUAACCGCGGGAGAAUGAUGAUUCGGAUAUACAUAUAUAUAAAUCCGUACGAUGCUUUAUACUAGGCUUGAAUCUUUUAAAAAAAAUUAACGUUUUUUGUACUCGAUCAUUGUAAUGAUAACUAUAUAUUACCGCUAAUCGAUCAACAAAAAAAUAAAUAAAAUUAUAUAUAUACACACAGAUAAAUAAAGCGACCCAAAAAAAAUUUAUAAAUAAAUAAAUAAAUCGUCAAAAUAAUAGCAGAAAAUUAAGUAUAAAAACGACGGAAUGAGUUUUUGCAUCUAAAUAAAAUCAAGAGUAAUAUUACUAAUAAUAAUAAUAAACAAAGAAAAAAAAAACACAAACCAACCAAAAAUGAUGCAUAAUAUAGCACACAAUUAUAUUAUUGAACACAAAAACAUGAUAAUAAAUAAUAAUAAUAAUAAUAUUGAUAAUGAUAAUGCUUCUGUGAUGACUUCACUAUCUGUCACGUACGUGUCUAGUUUUUAAGCCGAUAAUAAACAAUAAUAACAAUAAUUGAGACACAAAUAAUAAUAGUAACGUGAAUAAUAACACUAAUAAAUAAAAUGAUUGAUAGUUAAAAUAACGAUGAUAAUUGAGCCGCUCGUUUAUACUAGAAAAUAUUAUACUAUUAUAUAAUUCAUCUUCACUCAUUCAUAUAGUGAUAUCAUAAGAGCAGCGACAAUUUUUUUUCCGUUUGUUUGUUUGUUUGUUUUUUUUUUGUUUCUUUUGACUUUUCAAAAAUAUUGAUGCGAAUCAAAUGAAAAUUAUCGAAUAAAAAUUUCUAAAUUCAAUGAAUACAAUAUUGAAUGAUGAAUAUACCAAAAAAAAAUAAAUCACGCUCUUUAAUUAUGAUAUAAUUAAAGAUUACGAGUUACACAGAUACCGUUGAUGGUAUUGGUAUAAAAUAAUAAUAAUAAUUAUAUAUAAUGUAAUAAAUGCUUUAGUUGUUUUAUAGACCACAGAAUGAAGAGAAACGAUGUGAAUGAAUUAAACUGAGGCAAAAAAAAAAAAAAAAAAAAAAA